AUGUCCGAUUCUUUAUUGACUUUUCCCCCUUCCCCCUCCCUCUCCCUUCCCCCCUCCCUCUCCCUCCCCCACUCCCUCUCCCUCCCCCACUCCCUCUCCCUCCCCCACUCCCUCUCCCUCUCCCACUCCCUCUCCCUCCCCCACUCCCUCUCCCUCUCCCACUCCCUCUCCCUCCCCCACUCCCUCCUCCCCUCCCUCCCCCACUCCCUCUCCCUCCCCCACUCCCUCUCCCUCCCCCACUCCCUCUCCCUCCCCCACUCCCUCUCCCUCCCCCACUCCCUCUCCCUCCCCACUCCCUCUCCCUCCCCCACUCCCUCUCCCUCUCCCACUCCCUCUUCGCAGCUCAAUAAUAUGCUCUGCCCUGGCCUCUCUUCCUUUCCCUUUCCCUCGCCCUCUCCCUCCUGCACUCCCACCGUGGUGACCGUG
Messenger RNA from Closterium sp. Naga37s-1, 426 nucleotides. The record is from the annotation of a GenBank genome assembly. Lineage: Eukaryota; Viridiplantae; Streptophyta; Zygnematophyceae; Desmidiales; Closteriaceae.